Messenger RNA from Rosa rugosa (rugosa rose), 754 nucleotides. RefSeq lists its product as uncharacterized. The transcript is spliced from 2 exons. The record is from RefSeq and is a predicted model, not a curated record. NCBI's taxonomy places the organism in Eukaryota, Viridiplantae, Streptophyta, Magnoliopsida, Rosales, Rosaceae. Bases 140 to 718 code for a protein of 192 amino acids.
GUGGGACGAUGCCACAAUGCUAUAUAUUGAGGCCUCCCUAGAUCUAAUUCCUUCAUCGAAUGUCUUUGCUGUUCUCUCUUCUAUCAAAUACUAGAAUAACAUCUCUUCGCUCUCAGUCUCUAUCAUUGGUGAGAAGAAAAUGUCGAUCCCGCCGAAUUCACUAUGGAGAGGAUGUGCAGCAAACUUCCCUCAACCUGUCGAUGAAGACGACGUGCGUGCAGCUCAAUUUUUGGUGGAAACUGUUUAUUACUUUAAUUGCCAUAUUGCAGAUCCCCUUCUGGCUGACAUCGAGUACAGAAGCAGCAGUGGAGAAGGAGACAUACUCCACCAUGUGUUCCGCUGGGAUCUUACUCCCUGUCAUGAGGUCUUUCAACAUGGCUUCCAAGCAAGGCGUCAAGAUAACACUCCCGACGAGGUCUACUACAAUCUGGCUCACUACAUCCGUCAGGGAGGUAGGCCUCUUGAUUCCCGACGACCCACCACCCACGCCUUCAUUAGCACCACGCUCGACAGUGCAUGGCAUCCCACCGUCACUGAGACUGUGAGUGAAGUAUGUCGUUACGAGAUAUACGUUCCCGGUGGCAUUUGGGUUGCUCAGACUCUUGGUGAUCAUAAUGCCAAAGACCCAGACGUCGACGAGGUGUGCUUUGUUGCUGGCAUUGCCCCUCAAUACAUUCGGUCUGCCAACGCUUCAAGCUCACUUCUGGAGAGUCGGUAAUUACCCCUUUACACAUUUAUUACGUCAGUAUUUCUC